UUUGCAGAUGUCAAUGGUCGUCGUCGAAACAAUAGAGCAAAAAUUGUUAAAAGAAUCUGAUAGUGAAAUAUCAGAACCUAGUCGCUCAAAAACCGAAACAAUUAUAGAGCAAAUAGGUCAUACCCAAGAAGAAUUACGCUCGACACUUGUAGACAUUGCAAACAGAGAAGAAAAAUUAGAUGAUUUAAAACAAAAGUCAG
Scutellospora calospora is the source of this 200-nucleotide messenger RNA. The record is from the annotation of a GenBank genome assembly. NCBI's taxonomy places the organism in Eukaryota, Fungi, Glomeromycota, Glomeromycetes, Diversisporales, Gigasporaceae.